AUGUCUCACGUUAAAAAGCUCCACCUGCCUCGCCCGACAGCUGGCAUCAAGACUGACGUUUGGAAUCUCCCAAACGAGAUAGAAUCACAGAUAACAACGUUAGCGGCCGUCCUCCAGGUCCAGCAGCAACAGCGUACUCCCCUUGCAAGAGAAGAGGAAGAGGACGAAGAAGAAACUGACGAUGAAGGUACCCCCAACGAUGAGCAACUGAGAAACCAUGAACUUGGAUCGUCGGCCGUCGUCGCUCCCUUAGCUUCAGAAAAUACAAAGAACUUGAGAAGAUGCUUUCUGGAUCAACUGGCUGAGUUAUUGUGCUAUAAGAAAGAUGCACAUUAUGUGACCUGCACGUAUCUACGGGAAGGAGUAGACGAGGUUACUAUACUCGCGUCACGGAACGCUGCUUGGGAAGACAAGGACAUUAGGCUCUUAGAAAGCUUGGCAGGCACGUUGGAGCAACUUGCAGUAAGAGAUCCUUUCAACCUGGAUUUCAAGCCGGACUUGGAUAGAGAAUUUAGCGAAUACUAUACCCCACGCUUGAAAUACCAUGUCAAACAACUCGUCAAUUCCUUAGAAACGGUAAAGAGAGAGACGGGCCUGGUCGACUUCUUAAGGGACUUUCUUUCCCGACGCAUCUCGUCAAAAGUCCUUGUCGAUGGAGUCAAGAGCACUUACGCCAAUAUUGACUUCCGUUCCAGGAUCGAGGCAUUGCCAAAAGCAAAUAAGAUAGUGCGAGAGCUGGGUUAUAUUCUUCGCCCUAUAGUCGCCGCCGACACCUUUGAUAAAGCCGCGCGCGAGAUCUCAAACUUUCAGCGGGUCAAAAUAGAGCUCCUGCCUGGCGUAUCCCGAACACCACAGUAUCUUGGCAUUAGCAAGAAGACCUGUUUCAUGUGCGGUCAUUUCCUACAAUGUUUAUCACGAUUUCAAGCGCGUAACAAUCAUGGAAAGGUGUACUCGCAGUGGAGACUGCCGAAAUCGCUUAUCAUGCCGCUAAAGUACUGUGAGACACUGGACAACGCUGCUCGAAACCUCCGAGAUGUGAUGCAACGUGAAUGUGCUCUAGGACGGGACUACCAUAUUGCUGCAGUCAAAGAAUCAACUAUCUCAUCUCCAGUUGCACCACAACACAUGCGUAUCUGGUCACCGUUUUCUCGCCAUGUACCGGACCCUAAAUUACAAGCAAGAGAGUCGGAGUGGCUAUCACAUCGCAGUCCGAGAGAGAUAGCUGUCAGUCUUGGACGACCAAUAGAUGAGGUGGAUCGUUUCAUCAUUGCAUGCCAGACACAUGAAUCGCCCAAAGAUAAUGACGUUGCUAAGGCCUUCGGGAUCCUUUACUUCACAUCGGCGGCUGAUCAACAGAGACUUUUUGAGUUGUACUGCAGCCUUGUUAAUGAUUGGGGUGUGGGAGAAGAAGAGCUUCGAGAGGCAUGGCAGCAAAAUAAAUUGAAGGAAUUCAUCCUUUUCCGAAGCUCCCAGAUACCAUCUACUUGGAUUCACAAUGAGAGCCAUUGGAUAAGUCAGCAGGAUGGCUUUGCUGCCAACAAAGAGACUGAUUUCAAUAUCGUAUUUGAAUCUCAAAAACAUGUGCUCAAGCCCGAAGAUCAGCAAGUUCCAUAUCAGCUGUGGAAGCCACGGGAAAAGCUCGAAGCCUAUGUGUUUCUUUGCCAUAUUCGAAAUGGAUACAUCCCCGGCGCCGACGAGGACAACUGGAUUUGCCUUGGAUUCUGCACAGCUCGGGAUGACGGCGAAACCCAACAAGUGGCGAAGCUAUACAGAGAGCUCCUAGAUACAUGUGUAUUCGAAGAGUUCUGGAAGGCCAUGGUAGAGUCGAAGAUGGUUGACCUGUUCAGAAAGUACGGACUUGGCGAUGCCAUCGCAGAAUUGCGGAAUUUCGAGACCCUUUUGAGCGCUGUCGGAGAACGACGCACCAGAGUGUAUGGGAAUUGA
Messenger RNA from Aspergillus tubingensis, 1944 nucleotides. RefSeq names its product nucleic acid/nucleotide deaminase domain-containing protein. The transcript is spliced from 4 exons. The record is from RefSeq and is a predicted model, not a curated record. Lineage: Eukaryota; Fungi; Ascomycota; Eurotiomycetes; Eurotiales; Aspergillaceae. Bases 1 to 1944 code for a protein of 647 amino acids.